Molecule: messenger RNA, 2306 nt
Organism: Elaeis guineensis (African oil palm)
Lineage: Eukaryota; Viridiplantae; Streptophyta; Magnoliopsida; Arecales; Arecaceae
Source: RefSeq, a predicted model, not a curated record
AACCAUUGUUUUGCCGCGAAAUGGCGUUCCGGUAAAUUACCCAGAGACGGGGGUAAAUCUUGAGAGUCCUAACAAAAGCAAAGGGGAAGUUGGGGAAGUGGAAUGGGGAUGGGCACUAAAGCCACGAUUGCAGAAGGGAGGGAGGGAAAAAAAGGAGAGAGAGAGGGAGAGACCCAACCAAAAGGGUAACCAAAAGAAAAAAAAGAGAAACCCUUCUUUUUUUCGAAAAAAAACGUAAAGUUAUGAGACGAGAAAUAUGUAAACGGAAAAAAAAAAACAAGAAUUAAUGAUUAGUUUUAAAAAAAAAAGUGAGUUCGUGGGUAGAUAAAAGAGGAGGAGAGGAAAAAAGUGGAGGAGAAGGAUCCAACAAUUAUUGGCAUCGAAUGCCGGAAUCCGGACUUCCACUGUUUUCCUGAAUUCCAACUGAUCACUCUUUCUCUCCCUCUGUCUUAUACUUCUUUAUAAAUUCUUUGUUUUUAUAAUUGGUUUUUGUUGGCUAUAAACUGGUGAGUGGGGUGGCUUCUCUUUUCUUUCGCCUUCUCGUUGGAGAGAAGACGCCCCGCCUCUUCUUCUUAUUAUUAGGGCCUCGAUUUCUCUAUCUACCCCGCAACAAGAAGGAGAUCGUUCGCACAGGGAAGGAAAGAGGAAAGCUGGUUCGUGGAUGACCGGGCAGAGUUGUGACGGCUAAACGAUUGGAUGUUGGGUGUUUUGGACUGUUGAGGCAUUCAUCCUCGAUCGUUUCUGGCGGUUUCGUUGGUGGUUUUGUUGAAAGCGGGGUCUUAGGAGAUUCUUUAGCAGUUGCAUUUGUGAUGUCGAGGUCUUGGAAGAAAUCUUGAGCCUACUGUAUUGGAAAAUUUGAACAGUCUGUGAUGAAAUUGUUCUUCUGAGAGCUUUCUUGGUAAGAAGAUGGCAGAAGAUCCGAACAUGAAUUUUCCGCACGGGGGAGUUUUCCCACAAUCUUUCUGCAAUCAGCAAGUGGUUUCUUUUCAGUCAGAGACAGUAAACAGCACAACGGGGAUGAUCGGCAUGAAUAGUAUGAGUGGGAUUAGCAGCACAGCUGGGAUGAUUCUGGCCAAUAAUCCUGCAAUGAUGAUAAAUAAUGCUUCUUUGAUGAUUUCACCUUGCAAUUCUCCUAGCAAUAUCCUUCAGGAGCCGGUGCCUGGUCUCAAGCAUGGCAUAGGGUUGGCUGUCGACUGGUCAUAUGAAGAAUUGGCCAUGUUGAGGGAAGGUCUUGAAAGAUAUGCAAAUGAACCUAAUAUCAUGAAGUAUAUCAAGAUAGCUGCUAGACUACCUGACAAGACUGUAAGGGAUGUUGCAAUGAGGUGCCGGUGGAUGACUAAAGAAAAUGGUAAACGGCGGAAACAAGAAGAAUAUUAUGCAGGAAAGAAAAUCAAAGAUGGAAAGGAAAAGAUGGUAGAUUGUUCCACAAGGUCUAAUGUACAUCCUAUUCAACCAGACAAUGCAGCUGCCUAUUCUUCGAUGAUGCAUCAUGGGAACCACAAUAAUCAAUUUUCAUGUGAAGCCCCUGUAAUUGAUGGUGCAACAAGGCAUCUUCUAGAUGAAAAUGUUCAAGUUUUUAACAAAAUUGCAGCUAAUCUUCAAACAUUUCAGAUACGGAAUAACAUUGAACUCUUUUGUCACGCAAGAAACAACAUUACAACCAUUAUAAAUAGCAUGAGUGAGAUGCCUGGUAUUAUGAGUCGAAUGCCUCCUUUGCCUGUUUCAGUAAAUGAGGACCUAUUCAGUUCCAUUCUCCGAAGUGCCAGUCAAGCUCAUGCACCAGGCAGUAGUCAUUUGAAGGAAGAACCAAGAUGCUGGUAACUGAUCCGGAAAUGAGUUGCAGUCUAAUUACAAAAUUUCCUUCUGUUAAGGCAUGGAAAUGGUCAGAGAUGUGUCCCCUGCGUAGACCAUCAAGAGCAAUAUGUCAAGUUCCAGUUUUGGAAUGUCCAAGGAGCACAAAGCAUCAGGAAGUAAUAGCCUCUCCAUUUCUUGGGCUGAGUAUGACCUGACACUGAAUAUUUUGAGCUCCUGCUACAGAGUCAUCAUGUAUAUGCUUCAUGGGAGAGAGAACUUUUGGAAUGAUAAACAUUUUUAGGUGCUUGCAGAUAAGUGAUUCUUUUGCUUCAUUUUCAUGUCCGUUCAGCAUUCUACAUUGACAAAGAUUUAGUGCCACAAAUUAAUCAGUCUUCAUACUGUAUUAACCCAAACCUAUAUAAGGAAAGAAAAAGAACUGAGCUACUAGUCAUAUGGGUAUGGAUUAUUGUCAUGCAGUCAGCUAUUUCUGCUUGGAGCCUUGCCGCAUUUUG